This is a messenger RNA of Mya arenaria, 1539 nucleotides long. RefSeq lists its product as uncharacterized. Lineage: Eukaryota; Metazoa; Mollusca; Bivalvia; Myida; Myidae. Bases 186 to 1232 code for a protein of 348 amino acids. The record is from RefSeq and is a predicted model, not a curated record. The transcript has a single exon.
AAACGUACAUAACAUAAAUUACGGGUGGACUUUCCACUUAUACGAAAACGUACUAAAUAUAGUAUAUACGGAAUUCCCAGUCAGAUGUGAACAUAAAUGUACCGCAAUGUUGUGAACUAAUCAUUACAGUUCAGUACUGUGUACACAUCGGACUUAAACUUGGUUUGACAUUGUUUGAAAUCUCAAUGAUGAAUAUAGAACAGCUGCACGUGUCUGAAGUCCCGUUUCCGGAUUCCCCAGAUUUUCCGGAACACGUUUCCUUUUGCGGAUUUCAAAGCUUCUGGAAUCCGUGUAGUACGGGUAUUACCGUGCAAUCUCACCCCAUAAAACUUGCAAAUUCUGCCGAUUUUGGGGCAGCAUUGACAACAGAAUGCAAAAACAAAAAAGACGUCAAUAAACUUAAAACCUACAAGCAUUUCUUUUCAAACGUGAAAGAGGGCAGCGUUGCCCAGCAAUUACAGCUGGAUAAUGAUGAUGAAAUCAUUACAAUAGAAGAUGAGUUUGUACCAAACGACAAACACAAAGCGGUGUUGGGUUAUUUCGCAAAGGAGCAAACGGAUGGGCACAGAAGGCUUCAUCUCAUUGUCCGAAGAGAAAUCAGGGAUGGCAGUGUAUGUUGUUACGAGAUCAGUGCUCAGCUAUCGAGGGUGUCUGUGGACAGGACACACAGUGUGGUGAGAGCUCAAAACACGCGGUUGACGCUGAAUAGACCGACAGAGGAUAUGCCGCUGAAAAUUCAGGUGGAACACAUGUACCGCGUCAAAGGGACAGACCAGUAUAUGCAGGUUACACCCACCGCUGCAACGGCCAACCAUUUGCUGGGAAACGAUAUGGACAAACGUGUUAUAAAAAUUUCUAAACUAGAGAUCACAGGCCGGCCGUUCCUGAAAGUGGCACUUGCCAGUUAUGACCGUAAGUGGUACAUCGGCGUCACCGACGGUGAGAAUGUCGGCGUUACAAACACAGAGACGUGGUUCACGCAGAUCAAACGUGGAACUGAAGUUAUGUUUCUGUAUAAUGGUAAAGUUCUCGCCUACGACAAGCGGAAGGACCGUUUGGUGCUGGUGAACCGCUUCCUGCGGUUGCGAUACUUCUACGUGUUUGAAGAGAUCGUAUUGGUAUCGGGCGGUGACCAGGUGGAUGGACAAUGGUCUGAGGAGGAGAUAAACUUCGUUGUUACAGAGUUUUCCGUUUGUGCUAUCACUAACUCAGAUAAUCAGAUGGUUUCCUAAUCAGUUAAAUGUUUUGUUCUCAUCAAUGUGUGUGCGUAAAUUUGGAUGACCAAUGUUUUUUUAUAUGUUGAUCGAUUGUUAAUUAUCUAUGCUGUAUAUAUGGAUAAAUAGUUCGUUAACAUGUUGUUUAUCAUUAUACAUGUAUGUCUAAAAUUGUACAUUAUCAUUGUUGUAUGUGGAUACAUUGAUCAUAAUGUUUCUGUUUACGGAUAAAUUGGUCAUUAUUUAUUUUGAAUAUAUGGAUCAUCUGUGCAUUACAUUAUUUGUUUUAUCACUUAUAUAAUAAAAACAUAAUGAACUAAUACGA